AUGAGCACAACCAAAAGUGAAACUCCAUCUGAAGAAAAGAAAGGUGGCAGAAUGAAAAGGCACUCAGAGAAGACAGAAGAAGAAGAAGAAGAAGAAGUAAAACCCUCAAAGAAGAAAGAGCAAAGCCACAAGCAGCACCACCACCACUCAAUUUCAAAACCUCCUUCAGCUCCAACCCUUCAAGACUCGUUCAACAACUCUCACAGCAACCACUCUUUCAGCGACGGUGACCUUCAGAUGGUGGUGGCUAACCACUCUCAGUCCAUGAGUGAUGAUGCCAUCAAGGUCGUGAAGGAGGCAGUGAGUAAGAGUAGCAAGAGUGUGGCAGUGAUGGCUGUGGAAAAAGUUGAAGAAGGGGCACGUGAUGCUGUUGCUGAUGAUGAUGGAGUGUCCAAGAAAGUGAGUAAGUGGUACAUUGUUCUUCUCAGUCUGAGAAUUGCUGCUUUUGUGUUCUGCAAGUUAGCAUUCUCUGUGUUGGCUUCUGAUAGAAGGAAAAAAGUGCAUCAAGCACCAUCAAGAAGAUGGAAUGAAUCACCGCCAGACACGUGGUAUACUUUUACCUAUGCAACACCAUUAUUAGACUCUGAUGAAUUACAUUGGUAUCAGUUUCAGGAAUUCAAGUUCUGUUUAUCAGUGACUGUGAUAGGAUUUGUGUAUUCUGCAUUACAAAUAUUUGAUCUUGGAAAGUACUUCGUCACAAAACGACACACAAUCAAUCCCAAACUACGUGGUUACCUCAACUUUGCUAUUGAUCAGGUCAUGGCCUAUCUUCUAAUGUCGGCAUCAUCUUCAGCUGCGACCACAGCACAUUAUUGGACAAACGAAGUUCCAGAUGGAGACAAGUUCUUGGAAAUUGCGAAGGCAUCUAUUGCUUUAUCCUUCAUUGCGUUUGUGGCCUUUGCAUCUUCUUCUAUUGUUUCAGCUUUCAUCUUUUGCAGAUUCAACUAG
Messenger RNA from Vigna umbellata (rice bean), 948 nucleotides. RefSeq lists its product as uncharacterized. Lineage: Eukaryota; Viridiplantae; Streptophyta; Magnoliopsida; Fabales; Fabaceae. The record is from RefSeq and is a predicted model, not a curated record.